AUGGGAUUCCUCGACGAACUCAAAUCGCGUAAUUUCUCUCUCUAUGCUCAAUGGCUUGGUGUCAUUUCGAUUGCUUUAUUGAUCGCUCUUGGCGUUGUUACAUUAACAAGCAAUCCCAUCUUUGCCAUCAUUGGAUGGGUGAUAGCUUUCAUUCUGUUCUUUGUGGAAGUACCUCUUUGUACAAAAUUUUGUCCCACCAGCCCUCGCUUUGAUAGUUUCAUUGCUCGAUUUGAGAAUGCUUACUUCCGUGGAGCCGUUUACAUCAUCUUUUCUGUCAUUAUGUUUUUAUCCACCAUCAUCAAUACAACCGUCUUGGUUGUGCCUGCUGUUACGUUAUUGCUCACAUUUAUAUCUUACGUGAUUGCAGCUCUCAAGAAGCAACCCUAUGCAAGUACCAAGAUUUUGGGUGGUACUGGUGUCGAUAAUGUUGUUUAG
Mucor velutinosus is the source of this 435-nucleotide messenger RNA. RefSeq lists its product as uncharacterized. The transcript has 7 exons. The record is from RefSeq and is a predicted model, not a curated record. Bases 1 to 435 code for a protein of 144 amino acids. Lineage: Eukaryota; Fungi; Mucoromycota; Mucoromycetes; Mucorales; Mucoraceae. Gene Ontology annotation, cellular component: membrane. Gene Ontology annotation, biological process: vesicle-mediated transport.